Molecule: messenger RNA, 1131 nt
Organism: Daktulosphaira vitifoliae (grape phylloxera)
Lineage: Eukaryota; Metazoa; Arthropoda; Insecta; Hemiptera; Phylloxeridae
Exons: 2
Coding region: 151-906 (251 amino acids)
Source: RefSeq, a predicted model, not a curated record
UAUUGCACAUAAGAGGUAAUUUUAACACGGUCAAAGGCAUUUGUAGGUGAACAAUCAUAAGCCGGAACGUAGAUAUAAGCAAUCGACACCAACAGGUAUUCUUCAAACAACACAUUGUUAGUUGUUGGUUAGGUACAUCAGUCCACAAUCAUGAGUAGUUUUUCAGUCAUUAUUUAUCUUACAUUUUUGGUCUUUUGUUGUGGUUCUUGUUUUUCCUGGUCUUCAACAGUACAGACAACAGAAUCAAACACAGCCCUGACUUCAGCUGAAGGACCAAGUUUAGCAGAUAUUUACAAAAUUAUUGAUUCGUAUGAUUUAUCUAAUCUUAUAAAUAGUUAUGGGAAUCCAGAAAAUGAAACUGCUACAUUUGAAGGAAGAAAGAAAAAACCUAAACCUGGAAAAAUGAUGAUGAUGAUGGGUGCAACAGCAGCUAUGAGUAUGAUGAUGAUGAAAGCUGGUGCUAUAAUAAAAUUGUUCAUCAUCCAUUCGUUUCUUGCCAAGAAAUUGGUUGUCAUUAUAGCAGCUUACUUACUUUUGUGUAAGAUGAUGGAAAUGAAACAAACUAAACCCCAAAAAAGUACCAUUAAAUGGAUAGCAUCACCACCUUCACAUGAUGAGCCCCCAAUGCAUAUGAUGCAUCAUCCAGUUCAAGAACCAUCUUAUGAGCCCCAUCAAGAGCAACAAGCUCCACAGCCAGCAGAUCAGUAUGGUCCUCCUCAACUAUCAGAUCAAUAUGGUCCUCCACAACAAUUUAUGCCAUCUGGAAUGAGUGACUAUGGGGCCAGUAGCAGUGGUGGUGGCGGAGACUUGCAAGGACAUUACUCUCAUAUAAGCCCAGUAACAUAUAGACCAGGUAUCAAUCGUAAUCAGCAAGACAAAAAAAAUAUUGGUCGCAGACGCAAAUGAUAUAAACAAAUUACUUAAAAGGUAUUAAUUUGUUAAAACUCUUAUUUAUAAAAAAGGUAAGAGCAAUUAUUAAACAUAAUGAUCUUAAAACUAUAUCAUAAAUAAGAUCUUGUAAUUUAUUUAUUUAUUUUAUAUAACUAAGAUUUGAGGCUGUUAAUAUGUUAUUCAAACAUAUUUAUGUAUUUAUUUUGAUAAUAUUCAAAGUUAAAAAUAAAAUUUCCUACA